AAAGUUGCCAUUGAGGUAAAGCGCUGCUUUGACAUAGGAGCAUUCGCACCACUGUGGGGAUUUUCGCUAUCAAAACUAACAAUAUAUUUCCUUCUUUUUUCGUAAAAUCCAAACGGACUCCAUUUUCCACGGAAACCCGUUGAGGAAAUACAUAUUCCAGUUGUUUUGACUGUUUAACCGCCAAGUAGCGACCGCGGCGAGUCAAGUGGGAACUCUUCACAGCAAUUAACUUGUGUGGAUAUGUUUCUGACGCUCUCGCUGAGAACCGACAGUUUGCGGCUCUGUGGCUUUGUUAUCCUUUUGAUUUGAUUGAGUUGGUGGGCUCUUUGUACCUGGAAUACUCCGACUAAACCUGAAGACAAACGCCGGAGUGCCUGAGGUGGAUUCGAGGUUUCUCCUUUCUUUCUCACCUGGUUCGUACCCUUUUAUCUAAUGAGACGUUUGCCGUGCAUACACGGUUGAUUUGCGGCCGCUGGAGCGCACCGAGAGGCAAGGACCGAGAGACAGCGAGGAAACGGUCUGUAAAUUAAUUCAGAUCAGCAAGCAGGGGGUCGGUCGGUGUCUCUGAGAAAUAAACGAUUGUUGGCCAUCAUAAACAAGGCGGAUGGAUUUGUUUCCUUGAUCCGGAGCUUUAUAAACAUACCCCUGUUCUUUGAUUCCUCCUUGGCGGGGUUUGAAGCGCUCCUUCCCCCGGAGAGAGAAGAUGUUUCCCCAGGGGCGACACCCGACACCGCAUCAGGCUCCAGGCCAGCCCUUCAAGUUCACCAUUCCAGAGUCACUGGACCGGAUAAAGGAGGAGUUCCAGUUUCUCCAAGCACAGUAUCACAGUCUUAAGCUGGAGUGUGAGAAGCUGGCCAGCGAAAAAACAGAGAUGCAGAGACACUAUGUCAUGUACUAUGAGAUGUCAUACGGCCUCAACAUUGAAAUGCAUAAGCAGACUGAGAUUGCCAAGAGACUAAACACCAUCUGUGCGCAAGUCAUUCCCUUCCUGUCACAGGAGCAUCAGCAGCAGGUGGUUCAAGCUGUGGAGCGGGCCAAACAGGUGACCAUGGCAGAGCUUAACGCAGUCAUCGGGGUACGUGGACUGCCAGGUCUUCCACCUACACAGCAACAUCUAUCCCAUAACCAUGGCGGCGCUCCAGUUCCCCUCACCCCUCAUCCCGCCGGCCUGCAUCCUUCUCAGCUAGGUGGUUCAGCAAGUCUCCUGGCGCUGUCAGGAGCACUUGGUUCUAUUCCUCCCCAUCUGGCAGGAAAGGAAGGAAGUGAGAAGAAGCCUCACCUUGGUGGGCCGGAUUCUCACGCUGCAGGACCUGAUCACCUCAGGGAGCGAGAACCUGGCACAAGCAACUCUUUGCUUCCAGAAAGUUUGAGAAACUCGGAUAAGCGCCGCAACGGUCCUGACUUUCCUAAUGACACCAAGAAACGCAAAGUGGAGGAUAAGGAUUCCAGCCAUUAUGAUAGCGAUGGAGAGAAAAGUGAUGACAACUUGGUCGUGGAUGUGUCCAAUGAGGAUGCAGCUUCUCCUCGCGGCACACCGCUUCCGUCCCCCAGAGAAAAUGGCUUGGAUAAGGCACGUCUUCUCAAAAAAGAUCCUUGUAGUCCAGCCUCGACCGCUUCAUCGGCCAGCUCCUCUUCUCUCAAGUCCAAAGAGAUGGCAAUGCGAGAUAAGGCUGGGACCCCUGGUUUAAAGUCUAGCACUCCGACACCCAGAGGCGACUCUACACCUGGUCCGAGCUCCACUCCUGGGGUCAGACCAAGCCUAUCGAAACCACCAUCGAUGGAGAUACCCCAUCCACCAACUGCAGGUCUGCGGACUCCUCUGGCGGUACCAGGCCCAUAUCCCGGUGCCUUUGGGAUGCUCCCCCACGCAGCAGGAAUGAAUGGAGAGUUAGCGGGUGCAGCUAGUGCUGCUGCUUAUGCUGCAGGCCUGCACAACAUGUCACCUCAGAUGAGUGUGGCUGCUGCAGCCGCCGUAGCGGCGUACGGUCGUUCACCGAUGGUUGGGUUUGAUCCUCACCCUCACAUGCGAGUUCCUGGAAUGCCCCCGAGUCUUACAGGGAUUCCUGGCGGAAAGCCUGCAUACUCCUUUCACGUUGCAGCAGACGGACAGAUGCAGCCAGUUCCUUUUCCCCCAGAUGCUUUGGUGGGACCUGGAAUCCCUCGUCACGCCCGCCAGAUCAACACGCUGAACCACGGAGAGGUGGUGUGCGCCGUCACCAUCAGUAACCCCACCCGCCAUGUUUACACAGGGGGAAAGGGAUGCGUCAAGGUCUGGGACAUCAGUCACCCUGGAAAUAAAAGCCCCGUCUCACAACUCGAUUGCUUGAACCGAGACAACUACAUCCGCUCCUGCCGUCUCCUCCCUGACGGUCGAACACUCAUUGUGGGCGGUGAGGCGAGCACGCUGUCCAUCUGGGAUUUGGCCACGCCCACCCCCAGGAUUAAAGCAGAGCUGACAUCAUCAGCACCUGCAUGCUACGCUCUGGCCAUCAGCCCCGACUCCAAAGUGUGCUUCUCCUGCUGCAGUGACGGCAACAUUGCAGUCUGGGAUUUACACAACCAGACACUUGUUAGGCAGUUUCAGGGUCACACAGAUGGAGCCAGCUGCAUCGACAUCUCCAACGAUGGCACCAAGCUGUGGACAGGAGGUCUGGAUAAUACUGUUCGCUCCUGGGAUCUCAGGGAGGGACGGCAACUGCAGCAACAUGACUUUACUUCUCAGAUCUUCUCUCUUGGCUACUGUCCGACGGGAGAAUGGCUCGCUGUUGGAAUGGAGAGUAGCAACGUGGAGGUCCUUCAUGUCACCAAGCCUGACAAAUACCAGCUUCACCUACAUGAGAGCUGUGUUCUGUCCCUGCAGUUUGCUUACUGUGGAAAAUGGUUUGUGAGUACAGGGAAGGACAACCUGCUGAAUGCAUGGAGAACACCCUAUGGAGCCAGUAUUUUCCAGUCUAAAGAAUCCUCCUCGGUGCUAAGCUGCGACAUAUCUGUGGACGACAAGUACAUCGUUACCGGAUCAGGAGACAAGAAGGCCACUGUUUACGAAGUCAUCUACUGAAAAUAUAACAAAACCCACAAACCUUUACAGAAUUCUGAUAAUGUUCACCUCCACUCAUGAAAAGGGGCGUGCACAUUUUUCUUUUCCAUCUACUGAAAAGACACAGAUAUUUGAUCUGCAGAUAUUUAUUGUGCCUGUGAACAUGCCUCCGUAACCACUGGGAACCUUUGUGGAGCGGUAUGUUGCUGGUUGAGGACGAGGAACCGUAAAGCUGUUGGCAGUUUCUGCUUUCUGAGAUGGACCAGCUGCUGGUCGGUGACCAAUGGGGAACUCUGUCAGACCGGCCCCCAGUCUGCUGAUGAACACUAAACUCACUGUAACAACCAGAGGGAGAUGCGGAAAAGAGAAAUGAGCAGGACAGGCGGAAGAAAACCAACAGGUGGACGUUUUACAGUGUGUACAAUAUAAGCUGUUCUGUGUUUUACUUCAGAGAUCAGUCUGUUGAACUUCCAGCAUUGACAUUGAUGACUUUUGACCCCGGCUGGCGUUCCUGACACCUACCAUCUAAGAUGUCUUAACAGUAACUCAUUUUUUUACUAACUGCACUGUAGCAGUAGCGGUCCACCCAUGCACUGUACUUUUUAUCGAUAAAAUGACUCAAAUGGAUGUUUUGAUUUAUUUAACACAACGAUACCACAAACGAGCCGCAAUGACAUAAUUCACACAAGUUUCAGACAUGGAAAAAUGUAAAAGGUGUCCAUUGUCUGAAGAAUUUUCAGUGUUACAAAGGGACCUAAUGGGGUUUAUAAAUGGGGGGGAUAUUGCUUCUCUAAUCCUGUUUUGAAAGAACAAUUGGUGAAAAUCUAAAGUAAGAGUUUAAGGGAUUUGAUUUAAUCCUCAAAUUCCAUUAAUGCCCUUUUCAUAAUUUGCCCUUUUAGCAUCUAAUUUCUACCUUACAUUUUCUCUCUUAACUCACUGUUUUCUCCAGGGUAUUUACUAAAGUUUAAAGCUGUUUAUCAGUGAAAAGAGCAGUCUUACUGUGAUUUACUUUUUAUUUCCUAGAACUUACUCUAUUUGAGCUUAAGAGUCCACAGACUUGUUCCGUUAAACGUUCAUUCCCAUCAAGCCUCUGCAAAACACUCAAUGUCUUAUUGUUUGAAUAGUUUACGCUUUGUAAACUGGAACCAACUAUGAUUAUUCUGUCAGCUGGGUUAAUCUUCCUGAGUUAGCUGGUAUUUUUGGUUUUAAGAAAAGACCAUAAAUAGUAAACAAAUGAUGCAAUGUCUGUCAGAUAGUGUCACUUGUUCUAACAUGUUGAGAUAAAAUACUACCGUGGUGGUGGGGGGGGGUCUCUCUUUGCGAAGCAUAUAUUAACAGUAGAAGAUUAAAUUAUUGAAGUCAUACUUCAGGUUAAGGAGGAAUUUGUCAUUUUUACAAAACUCAUUACCUUGUCUCUUUUUUUUGGUCUGUAAAAAUGUAUAUAUCUUUUUUUUCUUUCCUACCAGACAUGCUGUAGAAAUGACAAAUUGUUUUUGUACAUGUUUUACAUUUAAUCAGGAAUAAUUCUAAAUGGUUUUAAAGUAGCGAAAUGAUCGAUUCGUCUCAAUAAAUGUGAGUUUUUUUAA
Molecule: messenger RNA, 4623 nt
Organism: Xiphophorus hellerii (green swordtail)
Lineage: Eukaryota; Metazoa; Chordata; Actinopteri; Cyprinodontiformes; Poeciliidae
Product: transducin-like enhancer protein 1
Exons: 20
Coding region: 704-3058 (784 amino acids)
Biological process (GO): regulation of DNA-templated transcription; negative regulation of canonical Wnt signaling pathway
Cellular component (GO): transcription regulator complex; nucleus
Molecular function (GO): protein binding; transcription corepressor activity
Source: RefSeq, a predicted model, not a curated record